This is a messenger RNA of Microplitis demolitor, 2419 nucleotides long. Its product is annotated as zinc finger protein 808. Gene Ontology annotation, cellular component: nucleus. Bases 424 to 2325 code for a protein of 633 amino acids. Lineage: Eukaryota; Metazoa; Arthropoda; Insecta; Hymenoptera; Braconidae. Gene Ontology annotation, molecular function: zinc ion binding. The record is from RefSeq and is a predicted model, not a curated record. The transcript has 3 exons.
GAGUGAUAGCAGGAAUUUCCAAACUUUUUUUUAAAUUUUUAUCAUUUCGUUGACAUUUCCUUUAACCUACAAAAUAAUUCUCUCCUAAUUACAUAUUAUUUUAAUUUAUAAAUCAUAUUCUCUGAAUCAAUUGUCUUUUUAUUUAAUUAUUGAGCCAAAGUGAAGCUUUAAAAAAAAUAAAAUAAAUAUCAAAUAAUUAACAACAUAAUUAGUUAUUUUAAAAAUAUACUUGAACACAUGGACUAUAAUGAAAUUAUUUUUGUACAUCAUAAAAUUGUAAAUAAAAGUUAAUACUGAACAAAUAAACCAGUAGGCAGCAAGAUUAUGAAAUUAUAAAAAAUAUGUAUCAUGUUUAUAUUAUUAAUAUACUUUUCCUAAUACAGUAUAUUUUUUUAAACAGUAAUUUUAUGUGAAAUUAAAACAAUGUUUAUUGUCACAAAACAAAUAGAUAGUGAGAAUAUUAGUAAACUAUGUCGGACUUGUUUAAGAGAAGAUGGAAAGAAAAUGAUUUGUCUUUUUGUUGGCCCUGCUGAGACUUCACUGGCUGCUAAAUUACGUUCUUUAUCCUGCUUAGAGGUAUGGCAAGGUGAUGGAUUACCAGAAAAGUUAUGCGAUCGCUGUGUAACAAGAGCUGAAUCUGCGCUUUUAUUUCGGGAGCAAUGUCGAGCAGCUGAUAGAGCCUUAAGACAAGCAGCAGCUCGAGUCUCAGGACUGACAAAUUACACAACAGUAUCAGGUUGUAAAUUAUACCAACAAAAUCAAGGAUUAACACCAAUAGAGAGCUCGCAAAAGACACUAAAAUGCAGUGACUGCGGUGCUGUAUUCAUAAAUUAUCAAGAGUUACAAAUCCACAGUCGCAUCCAUGCUCCUUUUAUCCAAGAGUCAACUUCUUUGUCUCACAUGCACAUCGUGGAAUCACAGAACCCGUAUUAUAAUCCAGAUACUUCAAUCUCUCCUUCGAUAAUCGCUAACAAUCAUCAUGAAUCGAUUGUUAAUUUAAGUAGGCCCAGUUCGUUGUCAACUGAACUAUCACAAAAAAAUGAGAGACCAGCAUGUGCUCUCCAUUGUUCUCUAUGCAAUCAUACUUUCCCCAACAGGAAUCAAUUGAUAAAUCAUAACUUAUCACACUGUGCCAACAAUGAAGACACAUCAUGUGAUGAUAGCAUAGAAAUCGGUGAUGAUUCAAAUCCAAUAGCAGAAAAUCUCAGUUUUCAAGCAAUUGAUCUAGCAUAUCCACGACACAAUCCUUCAAUUGACUUCAAUUAUCCUGAAAAUUUAAAUCUUUCAGCAGCAAAUCCAACGACAAAUGAUUUAGUAAGAGGAGGAUUAGAAAUCCAAAGUUCUUCCUCUAAUUUAUCUGAUCAAAUAAUUCCAUUUCCAAGAUUUCCCGAUGAUUUGAACGGUGAGACUUUGAGUAAUGAGAAAAAUUUAUCGAGCAAUGACAAUUUGUCAGUACAAAAUAAUUCAAAUCACAAUGAAUUAGUAAAUUUACCAGAGAAAAAACAUAAAUGCCUGACGUGUAAUAAAUCAUUUUCCCAAAAAUCGAAGUUGAAAACUCAUGAGUUUUCUCAUACUGGCGAGAAACCAUUCAAGUGCAUCAAUUGUGAUAAAGCCUACACUUCAAAGAGUAAAUUAAAUGCUCAUAUAAGAUUACAUACUGGAUCUAACAUUCAUCAGUGCGACGUCUGUCAAAAAACUUUCGCUUAUCCCUCCUAUUUAAUAGAGCAUUUGAAAAUUCAUAAUAUCAAUUCAAGUUCGCGGGUAAACAUUUCAAAUGAGGUAACUCAAACAAACAACAAAAUUAAUUUGAAUUCACAAAAAUUUGAAUGCUCGAUCUGCGGAAAAAAAUUUAGCAUGAAAAAAAAUUUGCGGGGACAUUUAAAAUUACACAGCGGCAAUGGUUUAUUUAAUUGCGAAAUCUGUGAUAAAUUAUUUAGCCAAAAGUACAAUCUUAAAGUUCACAUGAGAGUUCAUAAGAGAAUAAAAGUCCAUAAAUGUGAAUAUUGUGAUAAGUCUUUCAGUGAAAAAGGUAAUUAUAAAGAACAUUUGAGAAUACAUACGAAAGUUAAACCGUUCGUGUGUAAAUUGUGCAAUAAAGCCUUUUCGCAAUCUAGUCAUUUAAAAAACCACGAAGCCUCUCAUGAUAAUCAACGGCCUUAUCAGUGCAGACUGUGCGGUAAACGAUUUAAACUUUCGUCGCAUUUAAAGAGACAUGUUAGUUUACAUUCCUCAGUCAAAACUUUUAAAUGUUUGCAGUGUGAUCAGAUGUUCACCCAGGCGUUUAGUCUCAAAAGACAUUUGAAAAAACACAAUGAAGCUAUUUAAUGAUUUUUGUAAUAGUUUUUAUCAACGUUAAUAUAUUAUUCAAAUUUUUUAUAGAUGUGUUUAUUUAUUUUAAAAAUAAAACAUUGAAGAAAGU